This is a messenger RNA of Drosophila takahashii, 1155 nucleotides long. RefSeq names its product zinc finger protein 28-like. NCBI's taxonomy places the organism in Eukaryota, Metazoa, Arthropoda, Insecta, Diptera, Drosophilidae. Gene Ontology annotation, cellular component: chromosome. The record is from RefSeq and is a predicted model, not a curated record. Gene Ontology annotation, biological process: regulation of transcription by RNA polymerase II. Gene Ontology annotation, molecular function: chromatin insulator sequence binding.
AUGGAGUCUAUAAAGGAGGAGUUCCUGGACGAAGACCAGCUCGUGGAAGAAGUAUUCGAUUUGCCAGAAGACGACGAAGUUGAAGAAGUAUUCUAUGAUUUUGACUGCCAAGUUAAGGAGGAGUUUAUUAAAGAGCCCCGUAGUUAUCAGUUCCAAGUCAAGAAGGAAAUCCCUGAGAAGGAGGUCUCUAUCGUAUCAUCUUUAGACAGUGGGACGUUCCAUAAUGCCGUAGAAUUCGAAGUCAAGAAAGAGCCAACCGAAUCCCAGCCGUUUUUGGACCAAAUAAAGACCGAGCCCGCUGAAUUCAUCAGCAUAACAGAAGGUUCCCCAGAACAGUCCACUAUUCAUGAUGAUAAGGACCUUGAAAACCUUGAUUUGGUUGAAGAAAUGGUGCCCGUCCAGUGUUCCCACUGCCCGAAGAUCUUUGCGAACGAUAAAUGGCUUCAGAAGCACCUGCGGGACCUUCAAAAUCCCUACAAAUGCGAUCGGUGUCCCAGGACCUUUAGCAAAAAAGGGAAUUUUCGUCGACACCAGCAGAAGCAUGAUGACGAUUGGGAAUACUCGUGUCCCCACUGUCCGCUAGUUGUGAAAUCGAAGGUGAAUUUGGAGCGACACAUGAAAAUCCACACGGGGGAAUGGCUGCCCUUUAAGUGCGAUCACUGCCCGAUGGCCUACGGAAGUCUUCGGUGGCUGACGAGGCACAUGCUGAGUCACGACCUGUACCAGUGCUCCCACUGCCUGGAGGUCAUGCCAUCCAGAUGGGACCUGGAUGAGCACCUUCUGAGUCACACGAAGGUCACCACCAGCCACCAGUGCGCCGUCUGUCCGUUGGCCUUUGCCAGGCGCGGCGAUCUCAGGAGGCACAUGCUCAAGCACUCGACAGAAACAGCCUUCGCCUGUGCCCACUGCCCCCUGAAGUUCCGCCUGCGGGCCAACCUGUUGGACCACCAGCUAGGGCGGCACACCUCGGAGCCGCAGUUCAAGUGCUCCAGCUGCCCGAUAGCCUUCCUACUUCAGGUUGAUCUGGCGCAGCAUAUGCGGGACCACGCGAACGACCGCCGCUACAAGUGCUCCUUCUGCCCGAAAACUUUUGCGCAGGCUGCCAGUCUAAGGAAGCACUCGAUAGCGCACAUGGCUUUGGAGAAAAGCGCUUAG